Molecule: messenger RNA, 339 nt
Organism: Podospora pseudocomata
Lineage: Eukaryota; Fungi; Ascomycota; Sordariomycetes; Sordariales; Podosporaceae
Exons: 1
Coding region: 1-339 (112 amino acids)
Source: RefSeq, a predicted model, not a curated record
AUGGGCACCAUGCUCACAGACCCCGGAGACGACGGGUCGUCGACAUUUACCCUCCUGACACCAGCAGAGAAAGAUCUCGGCAUGUAUGCAUUCGACACAGAGCGGGUGAGGUGGUUCUUCUGCCCCAAGUGCAGCAUCACUCUCUACAACAGGGUGCAUGGGGUGUUUGAGGGGGUCGAGGUGCGCACGUUUAGGGUAAAUGUGCUGACGCUGGAUGAGAGGGCGGAUGGGUCGCCGAUGGAAGAUCUGAAGAAUCUCAAGAUCAAGUACUGGGAUUUCAAGGGAGUAGAGUUGCCCAAAGCGCCUCUUGAUGAACCUGUCAAUGGAGGAGUGUGGUGA